Messenger RNA from Penaeus indicus, 4280 nucleotides. Its product is annotated as mucin-5AC-like. NCBI's taxonomy places the organism in Eukaryota, Metazoa, Arthropoda, Malacostraca, Decapoda, Penaeidae. The transcript is spliced from 7 exons. Gene Ontology annotation, cellular component: extracellular region. Bases 36 to 4280 code for a protein of 1414 amino acids. The record is from RefSeq and is a predicted model, not a curated record.
ACAAGCCCUAGCUUAGGACACUAGUGCAGAGCACCAUGGUUCCGAGGGGCGCCUUCCUGUUGCUGGCGGUGUCGGCGAUUUGGCUGAGUGGGUGUGUUCGCCCAGCGGCUUCGGAUCAUCCGGCCAUUGCAUGCAGUGAAGGAAAAGGAAUCUGCGUUCAAAAGAAGCUCUGUAGCCUGCCGGUAGCCAACGCUGCUUGUGACAAAGAUGGACGCAUAUGCUGCAGAAAAGGUUUUCUUAAGCUUAAACGUACAUCAGCGCAAAAAGGCAAAGGCAGUAACAACCAGGACUCUAAGAAGUUUGGAGGGAAGAGAUGUACGGAGCAAUAUGGGACAUGUAGCCACGAUUGUCCAGGUGCUGUUGACAACGACAGAAAUUGCCCCGACAACAUGAUGUGCUGUAAGAAGUCACUCAAGUUAAGGACUCAAAAACAAAUUACGGCUAGAGGAAGAGAUAACGAUUGUACAGCAGCAGGAGGAACUUGCAAUGACGCUACCAAUAAAUGUCAAGAGAAACUUCCCAUCGAAUGUCCGGAUGCGACUAAAAACUGCUGCAAGAGAACUAAAGACACCUGCAAAUCAAAGGGCUUUAGUUGUGUAAAAUCCUGUACAGGGAAUAUCAAGAAACUGAAAGGUUGUAAGGACGGAAAAGUCUGCUGUGACGGGGCAAAGAAAAACUGCAAAAGCUUGGGCGGAAAUUGUAAAGUUGAAAGUAAAUGCAGAAACGAGAUCCUAAAUCCCACCAAGAAAUGUAGGAAUAAUAAGGUAUGCUGCAAGAAGGGUGAAACGUGUAAAAAAAUGAAUGGGGUUUGUCGAAAGGAAUCUAAAUGCAGCAAAAAUACGCUUACCCCCUCUAUACCAUGCAAAGAUGGUAAAGUUUGUUGCGAAAGAGGAAAAACCUGUAGAAAGCUGGGUGGUAACUGUCGAGAGGAAUCUAAAUGCAGCAAAAAUACGCUUACCCCCUCUAUACCAUGCAAAGAUGGUAAAGUUUGUUGCGAAAGAGGAAAAACCUGUAGAAAGCUGGGAGGUAACUGUCGAGAGGAAUCUAAAUGCAGCAAAAAUACGCUUACCCCAUCUAUACCAUGCAAAGAUGGUAAAGUUUGUUGCGAAAGAGGAAAAACCUGUAGAAAGCUGGGAGGUAACUGUCGAGAGGAAUCUAAAUGCAGCAAAAAUACGCUUACCCCCUCUAUACCAUGCAAAGAUGGUAAAGUUUGUUGCGAAAGAGGAAAAACCUGUAGAAAGCUGGGAGGUAACUGUCGAGAGGAAUCUAAAUGCAGCAAAAAUACGCUUACCCCCUCUAUACCAUGCAAAGAUGGUAAAGUUUGUUGCGAAAGAGGAAAAACCUGUAGAAAGUUGGGUGGAAACUGUCGAGAGGAAUCUAAAUGCAGCAAAAAUACGCUUACCCCCUCUAUACCAUGCAAAGAUGGUAAAGUUUGUUGCGAAAGAGGAAAAACCUGUAGAAAGCUGGGAGGUAACUGUCGAGAGGAAUCUAAAUGCAGCAAAAAUACGCUUACCCCCUCUAUACCAUGCAAAGAUGGUAAGGUCUGUUGCGAACGAGGAGAAACCUGUAGAAAGCUGGGUGGAAACUGUCGAAAGAAAUCUAAAUGCAGCAAAAAUACGCUUACCCCUUCUGUACCAUGCAAAGAUGGUAAGGUCUGUUGCGAACGAGGAGAAACCUGUAGAAAGCUGGGUGGAAACUGUCGAAAGGAAUCUAAAUGCAAGAAAAACACACUUACUCCUUCUAUACCAUGCAAAGAUGGCAAGGUCUGUUGCGAAAGAGGAGAAACCUGUAGAAAGCUAGGUGGAAACUGUCGAAAGGAGUCUAAAUGCAAUCAAAACACACUUACUCCUUCUAUACCAUGCAAGGAUGGUAAAGUCUGUUGCGAAAAGGGAACAUCUUGUAAAUCAUUGAGUGGACAAUGUAAAAAGGAAGCUAAAUGUAAAAGCAAAGUGUUAAACCCCAGCAAGAAGUGCAAAACUGGUAAGAUAUGCUGCUUAAUCCGCACCUGUAGCGACAGAGGAGGGGAGUGUAAGAAAGAAGGAGAAUGCAACGGUAGAAUCGUCACGGUGAAGAAACCAUGCAAAGAACCCAAAGUCUGUUGUCUAGAGACAACGGGCCCAGACACCACUCCUGGACCAGGACCACAAACAUCUGCUGGGCCGGGACCACAAACAACUGCUGGACCGGGACCACAAACAACUGCCGGCCCAGGACCACAAACAUCUGCUGGACCGGGACCACAAACAACUGCUGGACCGGGACCACAAACAACUGCUGGACCGGGACCACAAACAACUGCUGGUCCGGGACCACAAACAACAGCUGGUCCGGGACCACAAACAACUGCCGGCCCAGGACCACAAACAACUACUGGACCGGGACCACAAACAACUGCCAGUCCGGGACCACAAACCACUCCUGGACCACAAACUGCUGGUCCAGGACCACAAACCACCCCUGGACCACAAACAACUGCUGGACCGGGACCACAAACAACUGCUGGCCCAGGACCACAAACAACUGCUGGACCGGGACCACAAACAACUGCUGGUCCGGGACCACAAACAACAGCUGGUCCGGGACCACAAACAACAGCUGGUCCGGGACCACAAACAACAGCUGGUCCGGGACCACAAACAACAGCUGGUCCGGUACCACAAACAACAGCUGGUCCGGGACCACAAACAACAGCUGGUCCGGGACCACAAACAACAGCUGGUCCGGGACCACAAACAACAGCUGGUCCGGGACCACAAACAACUGCCGGUCCGGGACCACAAACCACCCCUGGACCAGGACCACAAACAACUACUGAACCGGGACCACAGACAACUGCUGGACCGGGACCACAAACAACUGCUGGUCCGGGACCACAAACAACUACUGGACCGGGACCACAAACCACUACUGGACCGGGACCACAAACAACAGCUGGACCGGGAUCACAAACAACAGCUGGACCGGGACCACAAACCACCACUGGACCGGGACCACAAACCACCACUGGACCGGGACCACAAACAACAGCUGGACCGGGACCACAAACAACUGCUGGACCGGGACCACAAACAACUACUGGACCGGGACCACAAACAACUGGUGGUCCAGUACCACAAACAACUACUGAACCGGGACCACAAACAACUACUGAACCAGGAACACAAACAACUGGUGGUCCAGUACCACAAACAACUACUGAACCGGGACCCCAAACAACAGCUGGACCGGGACCACAAACUACUACUGAACCGGGACCACAAACAACUACUGGACCGGGACCACAAACAACUGGUGCAGGACCACAAACAACUGGUGCAGGACCACAAACAACUACUGAACCGGGACCACAAACAACUGGUGCAGGACCACAAACAACUACUGAACCGGGACCACAAACAACUGCUGGUCCAAGACCACAAACAACUACUGAACCAGGAACACAAACACCUAUUGGACCAGGACCCCAAACCACCACUGGACCGGGACCACAAACAACUACUGAACCGGGACCACAAACCACCCCUGGACCGGGAACACAAACAACUACUUCAACUAAAACCACUCUCUCCAUUGCUCCCAUCACUGUAACUGGUCCCACUACAUCUACAGACACAGCCACCACUACAACAGAUACAGCCACUGCAAUUACAGCAGAUACAACCACUGCUACUACAUCAACUGAUACAACCACUGUCAUUAUAAGCACAACCACUGCUACUACAGCAGAUACAACCACUGUUAUCACAACAGGUACAGCCUCUACCACUAUAACAGACACAACUACUGCUACUACAACGGAUACAACCACUGCAACUACAACGGAUACAACCACUGCUACUACAACAGGUUUAACCACUGCAACUACAACGGAUACAACUGCUGCCACUACAACGGAUACAACCACUGCAACUACAACGGAUACAACUACUGCAACUACAAUAGAUACAACCACUGCCACUACAACGGAUGCAACCACUGCUACUACAACAGAUACAACCACUCUGAAUAUACUAAAACCGAUUCUGCAACACAUGAAUCAACUAAGGCUUAUUAAGCUUUAUUCCACCAUAACUGAAUAUAACACCGCUGAUUCUUCUACUAAUAAUUGUACUGCAGUUGACUCUAGAACAGCUGAUUCUAUCAAUUUAGACGAUAAAAGCAUACAGAUUCAAUGGAAUGACUGUCAGCACACAACCAGUGAUACUCUCACGUGGAAAUUGAAAGCUGCAUCUUUGUGCACGCCAAAUAUGCUACUGAACAUGGUACCCAAUCCAUCAUGA